UAGCAGCUAGAUACACACUUGAACAAUUUUUCAGAGACGCCUGUUUUGUUGAUCAAUAAAAUGUUAAUGUAAAUUGUGCUAGUGAAACUUAAUACAAACAAUGCAUUUGUUAUUCGUAUUUGUGUCCUGUUUGGCUUUUGCUAGCUGCAGCGUAUUUAACCUACAUUUACAGGCAAAUGUGGGAGAACUUUUCACAUUCAAAAUCGAGCCGCAACUUUUCAAUUGGACCCAUCAAGUAAUUAGUGAACAAUUUCGCUAUAGACCCUCGCUGCAGCAUUAUCCCGACUUGCCUACUUGGAUGCGCUAUAUGUAUAGCCACGAAUAUCAUGCGGGCUUUCUCUAUGGCACGCCCCCAAUUUCGACGGCUGGAAAAAGUCUGAAUCUCGAUGUGAUUGCAUUGAAUAGGCAAAAUUAUGAAACUCGUCAACUGGUCAUUUCGAUGUUUGUGGCCCAUAAAUUUAUAACUCCAAAUGUGGUUCAGAUGAAAAUAGAUAAUUUGAAUUGGGUGCACUUGAUGGAUCCGGGACGUGUGGAGAACCUACGCAACAUAUUCCGCAAGGAUCUCUGGCCGGACAGCAAAGACGAUUUGAGUGUAAUUUUCAUGGAAUCUGCCAUUAAUAUGGGCGGGCGUUUGCCCCUGCGGCCACAGCAACGAGAGGGCGUCAUAGUGCACGUGGGCAGCUUUGCUCAGUUUUCGCCGCGUCUCAAGGAGCUGCAGGAGGAAGUGCGCCCACUGUAUAAGUUGCCCUCUUGCACAUACAAACGAACCUCCGUGCAAAAGAUCUUCGAAAAUGUUGGCUUCAAGCUGGAUUGGUGCGCCUUUAAGAUGAUCGGCAUCGAAUCCCCCACCGAGGUGCUCUAUCAUAAUAACCAUGGGCGGGUCAAGGAGCAGCUCAAAGAGCAUCGACAACAGCAGCUGCAACGGGAACAGGAACGCUGGCUGGGCAUACCACGCGAAGAUGUGCCCAUGCGUAAUUAUAUUGAUGAAUUCGCCUUCGCCUUUGCCAUCCCGGGCAUGAUCUUUGCCGUCCUCGUUGGCAUAUUGUCGGCUGUGCUCUGCUUUCAGCAUCAGAAAUUUUACGAUCCGCAAUCUGAGUUAUUCUUUGCAAAUAUUUUUAAUAUAUGCGAAGAGUCCUGUGCUCCAAUGCCCAACGAUUCGGAUGUUGAGGAGGACAGCUCUGUUCACAUAGACUAUCCUAUGUCGUCCACUGUGCAAAUGGUUCAGUGCUCAGACACGAAGCCCAUGCAGCCGGUGACAACGCUGAAAAGCCUCAAGGAUCCCAAUUUUCUGCUAGACAAUACCAGCAUGCGUUCACAAAGUCCAAACAAUAGUUUAUAUCAGUUGGAAUCGGGUGCCACUGGCAUCUAUGCCCGUCCCAAGCCUCCGCCGUAUAAGGGCGGCACUUUGGGUCGUAAUGGCGUGGACAUUUGACAAACAUCGCCGCGAGUGCUCUAUUGCUAAAGGCGCUUCAUAUAAAUCAAAAAGCAAUACACAACGAAAACGCAACUACAAUUACCACUUGGAGCACAAUUCACGUAUAUAUCACUAGUUGUGCAUAUCAUAACCGCAUCGAAUAAUGCAUAUAUAUCAAUUAUCUUACAUUAUGCA
Molecule: messenger RNA, 1609 nt
Organism: Drosophila hydei
Lineage: Eukaryota; Metazoa; Arthropoda; Insecta; Diptera; Drosophilidae
Gene: Scgalpha
Product: epsilon-sarcoglycan
Exons: 5
Coding region: 101-1432 (443 amino acids)
Cellular component (GO): membrane; sarcoglycan complex
Molecular function (GO): calcium ion binding
Source: RefSeq, a predicted model, not a curated record